Messenger RNA from Marchantia polymorpha subsp. ruderalis, 1676 nucleotides. The record is from the annotation of a GenBank genome assembly. Lineage: Eukaryota; Viridiplantae; Streptophyta; Marchantiopsida; Marchantiales; Marchantiaceae.
CUCUCAGCCCCGUCUCUCAGCAAGCCUUGCUCUUCUCGGAGCUCUAUUCAGAUUCUUCCCCUUCUCUCCAAUUCUAGCUCCAUUCUUCCCCUGUGCUCUAUCCCAUUCAUCAACAGCGAGCUUUGACGAGAGGCCUUCUGCUUCUCUAGCUCCAUUCGUCCCCUGUACUCUAUCCCAUUCAUCAACAGCGAGCUUUGACGAGAGGCCCUCUGCUUCUCUAGCUCCUCACAAGUGCAAUCAAGUUUGAGUAGGAGUACGAGCGAGGGACUCGAGAAAGAUGGGCAAAACCUCCGCGUGGCUUAGCUCAUUGAAAGUGAAGAUUCACAAUCACGUACAUGGAAAUCUGGACAGCAAGAGGUUUUCACACCUUCCUCAUCAGACGAGCAAGCUGAUCAAGGAUAGCGGUGUUGACAGCCAAACGACGUCUGGUUCAAAAUACUCAAGGUCGCAGUCGACGUCUCAAGGCGGCAAAAGUGCCACAAGUUCGUCCAGCGACGGUAGCGCAACAAACCAGAGGUCAUUGAAAUCACACAAGUCGUUGAAAUCGAGCGAUGGCAACGCGCUCGCUGCUGCUGCUGUCACCAACGUUGCGGUCAAGGAUUCGAGUCUUCCUUCAAUCGAUGGAGCUAAAGGCGCCAAGAAGAAAGUUUCGUCUCUGCCAGUGACCUCCGGACCCCCAUCUCCAAACUCGAUCAAAUUGCUUUCCGACUCUCCGAGCGGCCCGCAGCGGAAGAACUCGAUCACCGUCGUUGCAGACGUGGGAGCCAUCGUGCGCUGCAAUGGCGCCGCCGGACUUCGUCGGAUGCUGGAGGAAUGGGCAGCAAUCGUGAUUCAAACUGCAUUCCGGAAAUUCCUUGCCCGUCAAGCCCUCGGUGCUCUCAAAGGUCUGGUGCGCCUGCAGGCCUUGGUCAGAGGCCACAUGGUCAGGCGUAGGAUGCAAGCUUUGGUGCGAAUUCAGGCUCGCGCUUCUCACAGACGCAGCCGCACUGCGGACGCGCAAAGAUGGGGGAGUCAGACGUGGAUGCCGAGCCCUCAAGAUCCCGUCAUUGAUCAUGAAGUGAGAUCCAUCAAGAUCAGAAGAAGGCGACGAACUUCUGCAGGUGAUGCAGAAUACGAUGCUGGCAACUGGAACCAAGAAGAAUGCAGCCUUGCAGAGCUCCAGGCCAUGGUGAAGAUCAAACAACAAGCAGCAGCGGCAGGAGCACAAGCGCAGAGAUCUCGAGCUUCCGCAGUCGGAUCCCCGCCCCGAGACCCGCUCGAGAAGGAUGUGGCUUCGCAACGAGGUCGGGAACUGGCUUUCGCGUUGCUCAUGGCCCUCAAAGAAGAAAGGCAGGACCAGGACGAUGACGAUUGCUGAUCGCGAGUGUUGGACUUGAUAUACGUCAGUUGUAGCUAUUCUAGACGACACUGCGUUUUCCCAGAAGCAUACGUACACAUACGAGAUUACGGAGUCUCCGUGAGCCAUUGUAAUUUUAUUUAAGAUCACGAUCAUCAUCAGCGAACUGCUACUGACCACGAUGGUUCUUCACCAGGUUCUCAAGAACCUGAAUUGAUCCAGAACGCAGAUGGAGCAGUUCUGAUACCGCAGGUGGAGAUGGAGAGAUCAGUUGAUUGGUGGGCGGCAACUAGAGUACGCGGAUCCAUGAUAAUCAAAGUCUCAGAUGAAAUCGUUCCAG